Messenger RNA from Hemicordylus capensis (graceful crag lizard), 4255 nucleotides. RefSeq names its product THUMP domain containing 2 (gene THUMPD2). The record is from RefSeq and is a predicted model, not a curated record. The coding region runs from base 101 to 1897 and encodes 598 amino acids. Gene Ontology annotation, molecular function: RNA binding; tRNA (guanine) methyltransferase activity. Gene Ontology annotation, biological process: tRNA methylation. The transcript has 10 exons. Lineage: Eukaryota; Metazoa; Chordata; Lepidosauria; Squamata; Cordylidae.
CCUUGGCUGGAGAAAAUUAAAAACGACUCUCCCCCCACCCCCACACACACGGUCCAUGGAGAAGUGAGGUUUGGGGGUAACGCUUCCUUCGAGGGAGGAAAUGCUGGGGGGAGCAAACAAGGGCGGCUCCUCCUCCUCGGAGGCGGGCGGGCUUAGUCGUUUUCCUCCCGGCAGCGCGAUGGCCGAGCAUGAAGGGCAGCCGCCUGCUAAGCAGAAUGAGGCCGCCUCUUCCUCCUCCGCUGGCCCCGAGCUCCCAGCCCCUGCCCGUUACUUUUGCACGGCGGGCCGGGGGAUGGAAGCGUUUCUAUUGAGGGAAGUGCAGGCUCGACUGGACGCCACGCAGGUGGAAUAUAUAUCGGGAAAAGUCUUCUUUACUUCCAAAGCUGAGCUGAAUAUGCUGAAGGAGCUGAAGUCUGCUGAGAGGUUAUUUUUGCUGCUGAAUAAAUCUCCUCCAGUUUCCAUCUCUAGAAAUAAAGGAAAAGUAAUCCAUGAUAUUCAAAAACUUGUAGAUGGGGAUCCCCAGUGUUGGUUAGAUACCAUUACUCUUUGGAGACGUCUCCAUGGCCAGAAGGUGAAACAAAAUAUGUGUCCGGAAUAUACAGAUUCCCAAAAACGGAAAUCAGAAGAUGAGGAAAGUGUGAAAAAUAAAAGACAGAAGAGAGAACAAACAUUAGAGACAGUUUCUGCAGAAAGUCGAAUAGAAAACCAACAGAGAUGUGAUGCACUGGAGGUUUAUAAAGACGUCUUGACUGGGGGCAAAUUACUUUCUAAAAAGACCCAUGAAGCUAUCCAGAAGAAAUCUGUUGAAAGCAAUGAUUGUUUCAGCUUCAGAGUGUCUUGCCGCUGCAGUGGAGCCCUUGCAAAAGUAUUUACUGCUCAGGAGAUGGGGAGGGUCAUUGGAAUAGCUCUUAUGAAACAUUUUGGAUGGAAAGCAGACUUGAAAAAUCCUGAUAUAGAGAUCUUUGUGCAUCUGAAUGAUAUUUACGUCGUGAUUGGGAUUCCUGUUUUCAGACUUCCCUUGGCAAGCAGAGCAUAUAUCAAAACUGCUGGAAUGCGAUCUACCAUUGCUUGGGCUAUGGCAUCCCUUGCUGAAAUCAAGGCUGGUGCAUUUGUAUUGGAUCCUACAUGCGGUCUAGGAACAAUACUUCUGGAAGCUGCAAAAGAGUGGUCUAACGUGCAUUAUUUGGGAACUGACAUAAGUGAUUCGCAAUUACAAGGAGCCUAUUUUAAUAUUAAAGCUGCCGGUCUGAUGGAUAAAAUCGAGUUAUUGAAAGCGUCUGUGACAGCAUUGCCGUUGCCUUCGGGAAGCAUCGAUGUCAUUAUUGCAGACAUCCCCUUUGGAAAAAAGUUCAAAAUAACAAAAGACAUGAAACUGCUUCCGAAUGUUUUUCAAGAAAUUGAAAGGGUCCUUUGUGCUGGAGGAACUGUUGUGCUGUUACUUAGUCAAGAGCUCUAUAAUCGCCUCUCAAGCAGCAGUGCCAAUAGUUCUGAGACUGGGAAUCACAUCUCUGUAAAAUCUGCUGGUGACUGCACACAAAGUGCCACCACAUCAAUUGAGUCAAACAGCAGAGAAAAAAGUGGUAGCCCCAGGACUAUUUUGCCACCAGCUCAAGAUGCAGGGAGAGAGCACACUAGCCACAAAACACCUCUUGGCUCAUUGGUACUGGUAGAAUCUUUUGAAGUGAGCCUUGGCAAAACAGAUGCAUUCAUAUGCAAGUAUAAGAAGAUCGCAGCGGACCCUGCAAGAGAUAGCCGUACCAGAGAAGUGUGCAUAAAACACUUUGGAGUUCGUUGUGCUUUAAACCGUGUGGAUCUGGAGCAACUGAGCUCUGCUGAGCCUCAUGUACUCAGAGGUGCAGUGGCUUCCACAACUCCAGUGAGCCCCAAAAACCUAUAGUAAGAGUCAACAACUGGAGGCCCUUGGCCUAAAUCCAGUUCCUUGAGAGAUGCAAAUGGACUCCCCACUUGCUGAUCCAGCGGUCUGGAGAAAAUAGCAUCCGGGUAACUGGAAACUGUUGGCAGAGCUGACUUAAGGGGUUGUGGUUGAGGUGCUGAUCCACAGCUCCCCACUAGCUUCUCAAAAUAGCCUACAAAUAAAACUAGUCCAUGACUGAGGAUUAUGCUGUACUAUGUAAAGGGGUUGAUGGCAAUCCUACAUUACUCCCAGAUGUUUGCAUAGGGCCAUUGAACUGCACCAGGAGUUUUUCCAAGUGGCGAUUUUACAGUGCUUCGCCACAGUUAGGGUAGGGGCGAGUUCAGACGAGGGAGGGAUUUACACCAACUUCAAUACGGUGCUGUUGUUAUAGCCGGUGUCAUUAUUCAGCUUUUCCCCCUUGACUAGUUGUGCUUACUGUGCAAUAUCUGCAUCCUAAAAAAAGGUGCACGUUGGGAGUUUACAAAAAGUUUGCACGUUUGUGUGAUACACCGCCAUUUUGCAGAGAGCCCCCACCCACCCCGCUGUCCCCUGCCCUGUCAAGAGAGCUCCCUUUCUUUCCUCUCUUCCUGCUUCUUCUCUUGCUUGCACCGAUCUGCACUGUUCACUGUCUGUCUCUCCCACCAGCUGGGGAGUAGGCAGACCAGGUGUUCUCUUGUGCAUGCAAAUGCCUUCUCUUUCACCUCCUCUCCCUCUGCUGCCUGCCUGCCUGCCCAGCAAGCACCUGUCGUUGUCUUGCUGGGCAGACACUAGCUGCUUUCUCUCACGAGCAAGAGAAACAGCCCCAUCCGCCCUCUUGCCAAGAGGGUGGACAAGGUUGCUGCUUCUCUAAUUCAUGUGGAUAGCUGGCAAGAGUGUGAUGGGUGCCUGCUCAGUGGGCGGGCAGCGGAGGCAGGAAGAGGAAAGGGCAGCAAUGCGAACAGCCCAGAUUUACUCCAGUUUUUGAUUAUAUACACUUAUUUAUGCUUACAUAUGGUUUAUAUACUGUCGUCCUUGUCCCAAUUUACACCAUUUCCCGUGUGUUGCAUAUAAACCAUUUAUAAAUGCUCCAGGGCAGGGGUCAGUUCUGACUGUGGCAAUAUGCUAAAUGAAAGCCCAGGGAUCUUGCUUAGGAACAGCUUGGCCAAAACACCUCAGCCAUGCUGACUUCAGUAAGGCUGCAAUCCUACACUAGGGAUGCACACAAAACUAGGUGGGGGUGGUUUGAUGGUGGGGUGAGGGUGCAUCUUUAAGGGUGGGGGGGCGAGUGCACUUGCCCCCACUGGCGCUCUGUUUUGCUAAAGCCCCUCGGGGUGGCAGCGUACCUCCCUGCCACCCUGUUGCCACGUCUCCCAGAAGUAACCAGAAGUAUCAGACGCACCUGUGUGCACUUCAUUUCCUGGAAGCCUUACUUUCAGGAGACAUGGCAACGGGGCAGCAGGGAAGUACACUGCCACCCCGAGGGACUUUAGCAAAAUGGAGUGCCGGCAGGGGCAAUGCGGUGGGAGGGGUAAGUGCAUUCUCCCCUGCCCUUAAGGAUGCACACCCCACCGCCGUUGAACCAGUUCGGAGGCCAAUAAAGGGCCUCCAAAGUGUUCUAUGCACAUCCCCACCAUCACCACAUACAUACAUAUAUAUAGAGAGAGAGUGAGAGAGAGUAGAUUCCACUGAAAUCAGUCAACUUAUUUCCAGGGAAACAUGGAUAGGCAUGAGCUAGAAGUAUUUGUGUAAAAUACUUCAUGCAGACUUUUGCUUUGUUCACAGGAGUUAUAGGGCUCAGGAGCUCUGAUUUUCAUAUAUCUGCACUAGCCUUCUUUGGCCCAUAAAAAUACCGUGUGGUGUGUGUCUGUGUAAAAGUGGCAUUUAUACUUGGCUGCUAGAAUUUGUCACUUUAAAAAUGAAACAAAAAUGGCCCUUUUUCUUUGCUUUUAACUGCAUCAUGAUAUGCAGGAAUUGAGAGGCAAAGAAACUUCUUGCAUAUAUUAGGAAAAUAUUCACCUAGUUCAUUUGUGUGUCAGGAUGCUGUUAAGGUCUCAAAAAAAAAAAAAAAAAAAAAAGACCAGUUAAAAAAGUGGCAGUCUCAGCAUCUGCUUUGCCAAGAAACAGAUGUGUAUUGUGAUGUGAGAAACAUAUUUUAGUAAGUCUUCAGAAAGUAUGUUCAGUUGGACCAAAUUACCUUAACGGGGCUAUGCAGAAGGCAAUAAGGAACUUUCAAGAGUUUGCUUCAAACACAAGCAUUUUAAAUCUUUGACUAGCCUACCAACAUGUAUGGUUACUGUAUGUACAUACCUAAUGUUCAACUACUGUACAUGUAAAUAAAGUUCUUUUUGGAGAACAGGGCAA